Messenger RNA from Serinus canaria (Common canary), 1233 nucleotides. Its product is annotated as green-sensitive opsin. The transcript is spliced from 5 exons. Gene Ontology annotation, biological process: phototransduction; G protein-coupled receptor signaling pathway; visual perception. NCBI's taxonomy places the organism in Eukaryota, Metazoa, Chordata, Aves, Passeriformes, Fringillidae. Gene Ontology annotation, molecular function: G protein-coupled receptor activity. The record is from RefSeq and is a predicted model, not a curated record. Gene Ontology annotation, cellular component: membrane; photoreceptor outer segment. Bases 166 to 1233 code for a protein of 355 amino acids.
UGCUCCUCGUAAUUCCUUCCUUUUUGGGGUUGGAGGGGAACCCUCUCACUGCGCACUUUCCGCGCUGGGAGGGGGUGGGGCUCCCCUUUUUUUAUUAAUCAGGGUCAGAACACAAUUCAUUGCAGAAAACCCCUCCGGCAGAGCAGCUCCCGUCGCCAGGGCAGCAUGAACGGGACGGAGGGGAUCAAUUUUUACGUGCCUAUGUCCAACAAGACCGGGGUGGUGCGGAGCCCCUUCGAGUACCCGCAGUACUACCUGGCCGAGCCCUGGAAAUACCGCCUCGUGUGCUGCUACAUCUUCUUCCUCAUCUCCACCGGCUUCCCCAUCAACUUCCUCACCCUCCUGGUCACCUUCAAGCACAAGAAGCUUCGGCAGCCUCUCAACUACAUCCUGGUCAACCUGGCGGUGGCUGACCUGUGCAUGGCCUGCUUUGGUUUCACCGUCACCUUCUACACCGCCUGGAACGGCUACUUUGUGUUUGGCCCCAUUGGCUGUGCUGUGGAGGGAUUCUUUGCCACGCUGGGAGGCCAGGUUGCCCUGUGGUCCCUGGUUGUCCUGGCCAUCGAGCGCUACAUUGUCAUCUGCAAGCCCAUGGGCAACUUCCGCUUCUCUGCCAGCCACGCCAUGAUGGGCAUCGCUUUCACCUGGGUCAUGGCCAUCUCCUGCGCCGCUCCGCCGCUCUUCGGCUGGUCCAGGUACAUCCCGGAGGGGAUGCAGUGCUCCUGCGGGCCCGACUACUACACCCACAACCCCGACUUCCACAACGAGUCCUACGUGCUCUACAUGUUCGUCAUCCACUUCAUCAUCCCCGUCGUCAUCAUCUUCUUCUCCUACGGGCGCCUCGUCUGCAAAGUCCGCGAGGCAGCUGCCCAGCAGCAGGAAUCGGCCACGACCCAGAAGGCGGAGAAGGAGGUGACGCGGAUGGUGAUCCUCAUGGUGCUGGGCUUCAUGCUGGCCUGGACGCCCUACGCCGUGGUGGCGUUCUGGAUCUUCACCAACAAGGGCGCCGACUUCACGGCCACGCUGAUGGCAGUGCCUGCCUUCUUCUCCAAGAGCUCCUCCCUCUACAACCCCAUCAUCUACGUGCUCAUGAACAAACAGUUCCGUAACUGCAUGAUCACCACAAUCUGCUGCGGCAAGAACCCCUUUGGGGAUGAAGAAACCUCCUCCACCGUAUCCCAGAGCAAGACCGAGGUCUCCUCCGUCUCCUCCAGCCAAGUAUCACCUGCAUAG